CAUCAGUUGACUUUCUCGUCUUCAAGUGUCCACUUUAAUUAUUUCAUUUCGUAGUUGUCGAAUUGUAUUCAAAUAAAACAAGAUGUCCUAUAAAAUCGAAGAAAUACCCGGCUCCUUAGCUAAUAUUGGCGAAGCACCUCAUUGGGAUGUUGCCAGUCAAAAUUUGUACUACGUUGACAUAAAAGCUGGUACAAUUUUUCGCUACAGCUACAACGAAAAUAAAGUUUAUAAAGCUAAAGUAGAGGGAGAAGAACAUUCUAGCUUCAUUAUACCCGUCGAGGGUACUACCGAUCAAUUUGCUGUGGGCUGUGAACGUCGUGUACUCAUUGUACGUUGGGAUGGUGUUUCUAAAAUGGCUAAAGCAAUUUCCACACUAUUCGAAGUACAAAUGGAUGAUGUGCUUCACGAGGAAAAUCGUUUGAAUGAUGGCAAAUGUGAUUCUCUCGGACGUUUAUUUGCCGGCACAAUGCGUCAUGUGGGUGACAUAUUUGAACAUCGUAGGGGUGAAUUGUAUAAAUAUGAAAAAGAUGGCAAAGUAGAGAUGAUCAAAUCGGAUGUGGGUAUUUCGAAUGGUUUGACUUGGAAUGAUAAAACAAAGAAAUUCUAUUUUGCCGAUACAGCCGAUUUUGAGGUUAAGGAAUAUGAUUAUGAUGUUGCAAGUGGAAAAAUAAAUAUUAAUAAACCCAAAGUUGUUUUGGAUUUCCGUAAAAACUCUACCAAAGAUCAUUUACUGCCUGAUGGCUUGACCAUUGAUACCCAGGGCAAUGUUUAUGUUGCCACUUUUAAUGGUUCUAGUGUCUACACCUUUAAUCCCAGCACUGGCAAAAUAUUAUUGCAAAUUAAAUUGCCUUGUUUGCAUAUUACAUCUGUUGCUUUUGGUGGCCCCAAUUUGGACAUUUUAUUUGUGACUACCGCGAAUGUAGAUGAUCUUCCACCUCCUUCUGGCUCUGUUUUUAAAGUUACCGGCUUGGGCGCCCAGGGUUAUCCAAUGACAAAUAUUAAAAUUAUGUCCUAUAAAAUCGAAGAAAUUCCCGGCUCCUUAGCCGAUAUGGGCGAAGGACCUCAUUGGGAUGUUGCCAGUCAAAAUUUGUACUACGUUGACAUAAAUGCUGGUAAAAUUUUACGCUACAGCUACAACGAAAAUAAAGUUUAUAAAGCUAAAGUAGAGGGAGAAGAAUAUGCUAGCUUCAUUAUACCCGUCGAAGGCACUACCGAUCAAUUUGCUGUGGGCUGUGGACGUCGUGUACUCAUUGUACGUUGGGAUGGUAUUUCAAAAAUGGCUAAAGCAAUUUCCACACUCUUUGAAGUACAAAUGGAUGAUGCCCGUCACGAGGGUAAUCGUUUGAAUGAUGGCAAAUGUGAUUCUCUAGGACGUUUGUUUGCCGGCACAAUGCGUCAUGUGGGUGAUUUAUAUGAACAUCGUUGGGGUGAAUUGUAUAAAUAUGAAAAAGGUGGCAAAGUGGAGUUGAUCAAAUCAGAUGUGGGUAUUUCGAAUGGCUUGACAUGGAAUGAUAAAAUAAAGAAAUUCUAUUUUGCCGAUACAGCCGAUUUUGAGGUUAAGGAAUAUGAUUAUGAUGUUGCAACUGGGAAAAUAAAUAUUAAUAAACCAAAAGUUGUUUUGGAUUUCCGUAAAAACUCUACCAAUGAUUAUUUACUGCCUGAUGGCUUGACCAUUGAUACCCAGGGCAAUGUUUAUGUUGCCACUUUUAAUGGUUCUAGUGUCUACACUAUUAAUCCCAGCACUGGUAAAAUUUUACUGCAAAUUAAAUUACCUUGUUUGCAUGUGACAUCUGUGGCUUUUGGUGGCCCCAAUUUGGACAUUUUAUUUGUGACCACCGCUAAUGAAGACGAUCUUCCACCUCCUAGUGGCUCUGUUUUUAAAGUUACCGGCUUGGGCGUCCAGGGUUAUCCAAUGACAAAUAUUAAAAUUUAA
This is a messenger RNA of Calliphora vicina (urban bluebottle blowfly), 1933 nucleotides long. RefSeq lists its product as uncharacterized. The record is from RefSeq and is a predicted model, not a curated record. Lineage: Eukaryota; Metazoa; Arthropoda; Insecta; Diptera; Calliphoridae. Bases 83 to 1933 code for a protein of 616 amino acids. Gene Ontology annotation, biological process: L-ascorbic acid biosynthetic process. Gene Ontology annotation, molecular function: calcium ion binding; gluconolactonase activity. The transcript is spliced from 7 exons.